UUGCAAUAUUCUUUCGUGCCAUGGGAAUAUGACGAUGAAACCAUUGAGAUUUGCCGAGAGUAUACCGAAUUACACGCCAAUUAUACCGACGAAAUUAUAAACGCCAUGAAGCAGGCUAUCGAAAAGGGCACUCCCGUAAAUCCACCUAUUUGGUGGAUUGAUCCGCUUGACCCGGAAGCUCACAAGAUUAAUGAUGAGUAUCUUCUUGGAGAGAAUAUACUAGUUGCUCCAGUGACCAUAGAGGCUGCCGAAAGUCGCAAUAUCUAUCUACCUAAAGGAAAAUGGUACGAUGUGAACCGAGUUAAGACUCACGAAGGACCGAUAUGGCUGACGGACUAUCUUGCUCCCCUAAACGUACUUCCAUACUUUUUAAGAGUAAAAUAAAUACAAAAGAAUUAAAAAGAUUUCAAUAAAAUAUUUAUUUAUACAAAUGUAUAUAAAUUAUCUUGCAACAUGUCAUAGUUUUUUGUUUCGAGAUGUGUAUGCUUUCUCUUCAUAUGUAAAGAUUGAAUGUUGAUCAGAGAAAGUCAAGCAGGAAAUAAAAUCGCUAUUUACUUACCAGUAAAGAUC
Temnothorax curvispinosus is the source of this 570-nucleotide messenger RNA. RefSeq names its product SITS-binding protein-like. Bases 106 to 384 code for a protein of 92 amino acids. NCBI's taxonomy places the organism in Eukaryota, Metazoa, Arthropoda, Insecta, Hymenoptera, Formicidae. The transcript is spliced from 3 exons. The record is from RefSeq and is a predicted model, not a curated record.